CAACACACACACGGUAGUCAAAGGAAGAAAGAAGGCAACAUGGCUGAUUCAGAGGGAGGCGAAGUAACUUAUGCAGGAAUUUUUCAGGAAAUUUUUACGUCCCCACUGAACCUAACCCUACUCAGCCUCUGUUUGUUCCUGCUGUACAAAAUCUUCCGCGGGGACAAGCAGCCGGAGCUCGGCGAGGUGGAGAAGCCUCUGCCUAAACUGAAAAAGAGGGAUUUCACCCUGGCAGAAAUGAAGCCCUACGACGGACUGCAGGACCCACGGAUUCUAAUGGCCGUUAACGGGAAAGUUUUCGAUGUGACCAGAGGCAAGAAGUUUUACGGUCCAGAGGGACCAUAUGGGGUGUUUGCAGGCAGAGAUGCAUCUCGGGGUCUGGCGACUUUUUGCCUGGACAAGCAGGCCUUGAAAGACGAAUAUGAUGACCUUUCAGACCUGGACUCCAUGCAGCUGGAGAGCCUGAUUGAGUGGGAGUCUCAGUUCACAAUGAAAUACGACUAUGUUGGCAAGCUUCUGAAGCCCGGAGAGGAGCCGACAGAAUACACCGACGACGAAGAGGGAAAAGACAAGAAGGCCGACUAGGAUGUGACCAAAAGGAAUCGAUGAGAGACGCCUUAAUGUUUGUAAUUUGACAUUUAUGGUCUUCUUUUACUGUCAUUCACACAAAACAUUCCCAUAUUCUUUACACAUUCGUGUAAAUCUGGACCAAUCCUGGAUUUUACAUGUCAACGUGAUAUAUUUUUCCCAAGGGCAUUACCAGUUCGAUAUGCUGUAUUCUAAUGUAGACACGAGUAGUUUAGAGAUGUGAAUUGUCCAUUUAAAUAUUGAUUCUACAGAAAAAUCAUGUGCUUUAUGAAGCAGCUGAUCUACUAAAGUUUUUGACAUUUCUGCUCAUCACAUCCUCCAAGUUUCAUUGUCUUAUUGAGUAAUAAUAUUUUGCAAUGUGGAAUUUUUGUUGAUUGUCACAGUUAAAUGAAAGGUUUUAGAUGGGCUGUCAGUAAGAGGACUAUGUGAAAGAAUCUUGUUUUGAUUUUUAUAAACAAAAGGAGAAAGAUGACCUGACAUUGUUGCACAGUCACAUUUAACCUGUCUGCUUUCUCUAAUGAUCAGAGACAAUCAUGUUUUUCUGCAGCCUAUCGGAUAGUGUUAUAAACCUUUAUUUAAUUUUAGCCUCCUAAAAUUUCAGAAUUUGCUGCUUUUUACAAAACAAUUGAAAUGUGAUAUAGACUAAAAUACAAGCAAGCGUUUAAUCAUAAUUUUUAGCUUUAGACAUGAUGUCUCUUAAGUCUCAAUGCUAAGAAGUUGUUUUAUUUCAACACCCAUGAUGACUUAAGGGCUGCCAUCAGUUUGUGGUUUUAAACCAGCUGAAUAAAGACUUUACAUUAAUCUUUUAUUCAUUUUGUUGCUGUUUUCUACCACUCUGUUAAACACUAAACGUGUGCUGGUGCAGUUCAAACCCCCUCCCAGCUAGUUAACCCAUUUUAUCUGCUCAGUAACCAUCAUAAAUCAGGCUAGACUGUCUGAGAACAUAUGUCACAAACCAGCAUUUUAAGCUCAAAAGACUUAAAAAAAAUAGGUAUAACUGAUUAAUGAAAUCCAACAGAAUGUCUGAGGACUUCUGAUGGAGAAUUGUAUAUUUUUCUGACUUUGUGCUGAUAUUUUACCAUCAUCUGUAAUUUGUCAUUAAAUGAAGGAAGGUGUUUUUAGUAUUUCUGUACAAACUACUUAGUCAUGCUGUCAUAAUGCUCAAAUGAUAUUUUGAUUUAAUAAAGAAAGCUACAAAACAAACA
This is a messenger RNA of Nothobranchius furzeri (turquoise killifish), 1793 nucleotides long. RefSeq names its product progesterone receptor membrane component 1 (gene pgrmc1). Gene Ontology annotation, cellular component: endoplasmic reticulum; endomembrane system; membrane. Lineage: Eukaryota; Metazoa; Chordata; Actinopteri; Cyprinodontiformes; Nothobranchiidae. The record is from RefSeq and is a predicted model, not a curated record.